GUCCCGUGUACAGAACCGACCGACAUAUCCCGGAAACUACAAGUCAGCUGCCAGGAAGCGGAGGGUGUUUAUCCCUGAAUUAGCCGGAUCGCUAACACUGUUAGCUGUCUCAGGGUUGUUGUUGUUUUAUGAAACAGCGGAGCGGCUGUUCUCUGGAAACCACAACAUCCGAGACGGUCUGAAAAUGAAGAGCGUGUUCGUCGCCGAGGUUUUCUCGUUGGCUUGUUUUGUGCUGUUGUGUCGAGUGACAGCUAAGAAUUCCGAAGACAUCCGCUGUAAAUGCAUCUGCCCGCCGUACAGAGAUAUCGAGGGGCAAAUCUACAAACAAAAUGUUUCCCUCAAAGACUGUAACUGUCUCCACGUAGUCGAGCCCAUGCCUGUGGAUGGGAAAGAUGUGGAGGCGUACUGUUUACGCUGUGAGUGUAAAUAUGAAGAGAGGAGCUCAGGAACCAUUAAGUUUACCAUCAUAAUGUACCUCUCCAUUUUGGGACUGCUGCUGCUCUACAUGGUCUACCUGACUCUCCUGGAGCCCAUCUUGAAGAGACGCCUGUUUGGACACUCGCAGCUUAUCCAAAACGAUGAUGAGGUUGGGGACCAGCAGCCUUUUGCCAAUGCUCACAAUGUGCUUUCUCGCUCACACUCUCGACCCAACAUGCUGAACAAAGUGGAGCACGCCCAGCAGCGCUGGAGGAGGCAGGUCCAGGAACAGCGGAAGUCUGUGUUCGACCGCCAUGUUGUUCUGAGUUAAAACUGCCGCGUGAACAAGAGUUACUGAUGAAGGAGAAGAAGAAAACAAAACAAACAAAAAAACACUGUGACAGAGCCCUCGAUUCAUAUCACUUUCCUUCUCUCAUUUGUGGUUUGUAUGUCAUCGUGUGAUGCUUCCUUAGGUGAACAUUGUGAAGAAAUCCCCGGCAGAUGUAUAAUCAAAGCUGGGAACUCUUAUUUAGUCUGCAGGCAGCACAAGAGAUUUUUUUUUUCUUCUUUUGCACAAUUUUGAAUGAAGUCUUAUAUAUAGCAUUUCCAAAAGCAGAACUUACUCUCUGGCUGCGGUCUAGUUUGCAGAAGUGCCAAGUCACCAGAAUAUUUGCGUUGAAAAAUUUGAUGGCCAAGGCGAAGAAACGGGAGAUAAAAGCAAAUCUUUCAAGUAUUUUAUAACAUUCUCUAACUCUUUCUGACCACGUCAGAUGGCGUCCCGUCAGUCCAAAGCUGACUCUCAAUUUCACAAGCCAAACUGGCUUUAAGAGUAAAACAUCCAGAUGUCUGUUGGUACCACUCAUCACGGCCGGAUAACUGCCCGCUUUGGCUGCCCUAAUGAAAUGUUAGCACGUAGCCGGUGGGUGUUUUCCACCCAAAAACUUGUUUAACUUGGAACUACUGCUUUCACCCCAGGAGAAGGUAACUAGUGUAAAAUACAAAUCCUCCAGCCUUCUCUGAACAUGCAUGUUUCAUAAUAAAUCUUUUCUAAAUUGGUUUUCAAUCCUUUAUUCCAACCAUCAUGUCUGAUAACGUGGUGUGAAAUCCAUCAUUUAAUGCAUUUACAUCUAAUUUGAUGUCUGAAAGUAGCCUCACUCAACAUUGUUGCAGAAAUCGAUGCAAUUUCUUGGUGAUGUCAUAGUGAACGUAGCUGUUCUAUUGAUCCUCAUUGAAGACCCUAUUGAUCAAUGCCCUCUUCAACUGUAUAGUCUUUAUUUUGUUGUUGUCACUUCUUUGUGCUCGGUCUAACACCAGUUCAGGCUGUUGUCUUACAGGCAGCGUUGAUGUGGCGGAGGUGGUGUUUGAUUCGGAGGUGGUGUUUGAUUCGGAGGUGGUGUUUGUCCGUGCUCAAAGAAGUUUUAAUUUUUGUGAAUAGUUGGGCUGUGUACAUGGGCAGAGUGGACGAAGAACCAGGGUUGGGGGACCUUUUGAAAGUGUUCUUUAACUAAUAUUGUACAUGUGAUGAUACCUUUGACUUUCAAAUAAAUUUAUGUAAUAUUUGUGA
Molecule: messenger RNA, 1981 nt
Organism: Scophthalmus maximus (turbot)
Lineage: Eukaryota; Metazoa; Chordata; Actinopteri; Pleuronectiformes; Scophthalmidae
Gene: tmem9b
Product: TMEM9 domain family, member B
Exons: 5
Coding region: 185-748 (187 amino acids)
Biological process (GO): positive regulation of canonical NF-kappaB signal transduction
Cellular component (GO): lysosomal membrane
Source: RefSeq, a predicted model, not a curated record